CGCUUCAAGGCCGGCUCUGGCUGGCUGGCUUUCCUGCCGCCGUUUGUCCCUCGCGAAACCCCGUUGCUCGCCCAGGAGGCGUGACUUGGGGCUGGAAGCAGGCGGGCUGCGGCGCCGUGGGCCCGGGCUGCGGCUGUCAUGGACGCCUGGGUCCGCUUCAGUGCUCAGAGCCAAGCCCGGGAGCGGCUGUGUAGGGCCGCCCAGUAUGCCUGUUCCCUUCUCGGCCAUGCUUUGCAGAGACAUGGGGCUAGUCCUGAGUUACAGAAACAGAUUCGACAACUGGAGGGUCAUCUGAGCCUCGGACGAAAGUUGCUACGCCUGGGGAACUCAGCAGACGCCCUGGAGUCAGCCAAAAGAGCUGUGCACCUGUCAGAUGUCGUUCUGAGAUUCUGUAUCACUGUUAGUCACCUCAACCGAGCCUUAUACUUUGCCUGUGACAAUGUUCUGUGGGCUGGAAAGUCUGGACUAGCUCCCCGUGUGGACCAGGAAAAAUGGGCACAGCGUUCAUUCAGGUACUAUCUGUUUUCCCUCAUCAUGAACCUGAGCCGUGAUGCUUAUGAGAUUCGCCUACUGAUGGAACAAGAGACUUCAACUUACAACAGGCGAAUGAAAGUUUCUGGAGUAGGAGUCUCAGGAGUAGAGACUGGGGGACCUGGAGGACCAGGGACUCCAGGAGGAUGUCUGCCACAACUGGCUUUGAAGUUUCGGCUCCGAAUCCUUCUACUGGCUCGUGUCCUUCGAGGUCACCCCCCUCUUCUGCUGGACGUGCUCAGAAAUGCCUGUGACCUCUUCAUCCCACUGGACAAACUAGGCCUCUGGCGUUGUGGCCCUGGGAUUGUGGGGCUGUGUGGCCUCAUAUCCUCUGUUCUGUCCAUUCUCACCCUAAUCUGUCCCUGGCUACGACUCAAGCCCUGACAGACACUGUGGUACGAGCUAAGGAGGGAACCCAGAUGGGUGAGAUGGAAGCUUAAACUGUCCCUGUGUGCCAGCUUCAUUGUAAUUCAAUUCCUUGACUGAAGUUAAAAUCCAGAUACUUAGGGAUGAGAGGAAGGACCUGCCAAAGACAGGUCAGGAAGGCAAUGCUAACGGGAAGACUCCAGCAUGCCUCGCAGUUGGUCUUCAGUUCCACUGCCAGAAUCUCUUAGCUCUCUUCCCCUUACCUAUCUGUCUUGAGUCUAGUUAAGAAUUUGUUACCAUGAGACAGAAUCUCUUUCUUCCCUCACACCUCUGCAGGCUGUUUGAGGCUUCUUCCCUGAGUCUGCCUCAGCAGACUGCCUCCUGAUUUAGCCCAGACGCUCCUCUGGCCUCCACACUUUUCAGUUUCUGAGUACAUUUUGAUAUUAGAGUUUCCUUCCCCACUUGGCUCUUGCCCUUUCUUUAACUCUCCAGACUGAUGCUGUGUCUGCCUCUUGCUGUAAAUACUGUACAUUGAUUCUAUGUAAAUAACUGGUCCUUGCCCACAGAGCAAACAAGCCUUCCAGGACAACAAAUUAAAGAUCAGUUUGCUCACUGACUUUUUCAUUCAAUUCAAGAUGGAGGGAGGGUGUUCACUGUGUUACCUAGGGUGGCCUGAAACUCCGAGCUCUCCUGCCUUAGGCUUCUGAGUAGCCAGGAGAGCGGCUGAGUGUCACUCUAUCCAGCUGCUCACUCACUGACAUCUGGUCUCUCAUGCUCUGGUCAUUGUAAGCCUUGGCUCCUGAGACUAUGGGUGGGUUUCCUUGGCAUUAGCAGCUAACAUGGUUACCUACAGGUUUUCACUGAAAACUUAAAUGUUGGGGGAAGGUGUGGACAUACCAUAAUGCUCCCAAUUCUAAACAAACCACUAAGAUGUUCACAGCCUCAAGUUAGGAGUGAGAUGCUCUAAACCAAAGGAAUUAUCUUGACACCACAAAGCACACCUGUUUACAGGCAAAGACCCUCCAAAAGCUAUUAAACACACAUAACCAUGACCAGAACUCAGUGGACUGGCAAGGUCGCACAGUAGGGCUGCCCUUCACACAGUAGGCAGGAAAAUGCUGCUGUCACUGCUGUCAGCUGCUAUUUUGCAUAUCCUAUGUUAAGAUUAAUAAGGCAAAAAAAUGUCUCUAAAUCCUACUUUCUGUUCCAAACUGGAGAAAAAAUCAUUGAACAAAUAAAUCAUAUGUAAAAGUA
Arvicanthis niloticus (Nile rat) is the source of this 2151-nucleotide messenger RNA. RefSeq names its product peroxisomal biogenesis factor 11 beta (gene Pex11b). NCBI's taxonomy places the organism in Eukaryota, Metazoa, Chordata, Mammalia, Rodentia, Muridae. The record is from RefSeq and is a predicted model, not a curated record. Gene Ontology annotation, cellular component: peroxisomal membrane. Gene Ontology annotation, biological process: peroxisome fission.